AUGGACACUAAUAUAGUAAAACCGGAGUUUCUAGCAAAGAAUGCAUCAUUCGUUACAGCAACAUUUUGCUUCUCUCUUGAUCCUCCUAUGAUCAAUUCUCAUGGCAUUUUUAAUAAUACGGAUUCUCCGGCGGAUUUUUUGAAAUUCUCGUUGCCGCUUCUCGAAUUGCAAAUCGCUCUCAUUUGCAUUGUUUAUCAAGCAAUUCAUUUUUUUCUUAAGCAUAUUGGCAUCACCAGUUUUGUCUCACAGAUUCUUGCGGGAUUAGUUCUUGGACCAACAUGCCUCGGAAGAUUAGAUUUCAUGAGACGUGUAAUAUUUCCUCAUGAUAGCCAAGAAGUAAUAUCUACAUUUGCAUUAAUAGGGUUUCAAAUGUUUUUAUUCUUGAGUGCAGUGAAGCUCGACGCCGGAGUAGUACUUAAAUCUGGAAAAAUCGUCAUGUUUAGUGGUAUAGGGAUCGUGAUUUUACCAUUAUUAUCGGGGUUUUUUGUCGUAUUUCUUAAUGUAGCUAAUUUAUCCGCCACAAAAACAUUAUACGAAGCCGGAAUUGUUGUUAUCAUGCAAUGUUUCACUACUCUAUCGAUUAUCGCUCAUGUUCUUGAUGAACUUAAUCUUGCAAACACCGAGAUCGGACGGCUAGCAUUAUCUACAGCAUUAAUCGGCGAUAUGCUAUGCAUUGUCGUUAUGUCAGUUACAAUCGCAACAGUCGAUAGUUCAAUGACUAAUAUGUUCGUCGGAAGUACGGCAAUCGUGAUUUAUAUUCUCGCUGCAGUAUUUAUUUUUCGGCCGUCCGUGUCGUGGAUAAUGAGACAAACUCCUCAAGGAUCACCCGUUGAAUCCACCUACAUUUAUUUCAUCAUCAUAGUCGUGAUCGCAUCGGAAAUAUAUUUCAAAUUUUUCCGACAAGGUCAAUGCAUAGGACCACUUGUUCUUGGAUUAUUUAUUCGGGCCGGCUCGCCGUUAGGGUCCGCGAUUAUAGAGAAGUUCGAGGGUUUUGUUUUAGGGGUAUUGAUGCCUCUUGCGGUUACUACAUCAAUACUUAGGGCAGAUUUGAGCUUGAUUUUAUGGAAAUUUUCGGAAAUUAAAUUAUACUUGCUAUUGAUGGCAUUGCCAUCUAUAACUAAAUUCAUAUCAUGUUUGGUACCUGCAUUGUAUUGGAAAAUGCCAAUUGUUGAUUCAUUGAUAUUUUCUGUGAUUAUGACCAGCAGAGGUAACAUGGAGCUUACAGCAUAUAUACUAGCAAGAGAUAUUCUGAUAGUAACCGACGACGUUUUUGCAGUUCUAGUUCUUUGCUUGCUCAUAAACUCAACCUUCGUGGGAAUCUUUGUGAAAUACUUCUAUGAUCCUGCAAGAAAAUACGCAGGUUACCAAGUGAGAAAUAUUAGAAGUUUGAAACCGAAAUCCGAAAUGCGAAUUCUUACCUGCAUUUACAAGGAUGCAAACAUAACAUCAACGUUAAAACUUCUCGAUUCUUUUCAUCCAAACGUGGAGAAACCGCUCGACGUUUACGUUCUUCAUCUACUACAACUUAUCGGAAGAGACACGCCGAUCCUAAUAUCACACGAGAAUCGGCAACCGGUAAAUGAAUCCAGUUCACAUAAUGUCAUUAUUGCAUUCAAUCAAUUUAAACAAAACAAUUGGGAUAGUGUAUCGGUUUCUGCUUUUACCGCAAUAUCUCCUUUAAAAUCGAUGAAUGAGGAUUUAUCUAUACUCGCGCUCGAUAAGAUCGCGUCAUUUAUAUUACUUCCGCUCCAUAGACGAUGGUCUAUCCACGGAAGUAUCAUAGAAGAAGAUAGCAAUAUACGGAAUAUAAAUUGUAAAGUUCUUGAAAAAGCUCCAUGUUCGGUGGCAGUUUUUUUCGACCGUGGAAAGCUCGGUCGUCGUUCUUCGACAACGGUGUCCGAGGCGGUCCCGCUUUCUAUAUGCAUGAUAUUUAUGGGUGGUAGCGAUGAUCGGGAGGCGUUGUCGUUAGCGAAACGGAUUGCGAAGGACUCGAAUGCGAAUUUAACGGUUGUAAAUUUGCUACCAUCGAUUAGGGCUUGUGGGAAAAAUCCUGAAGAUGAAAUGAUUGAUUCGUGGGCGAUGGAGAAUGCGAAAAGAAGUAAGGAAAAUGGUGUGAAUUUGAGAUAUAAAGAGCAAAUGGUGAAAGAUGGACCAGAAACAGCACUGCAAAUUCAUUCAAUUGUGGAUGAAUUUGAUCUUUUUUUAGUUGGGAGACGAUUUGGUGUAGAAUCUCCGCAAACACUAGGUUUAGAGAAAUGGGCUGAGAUUCCUGAGCUAGGGAUUAUCGGAGAUUUGCUUGCAUCCAAGGAUUUUAAUACCAGAGCCGCUGUUUUGGUGGUGCAAGAACAAAAACAAAUGAAGUAG
Molecule: messenger RNA, 2364 nt
Organism: Mercurialis annua (annual mercury)
Lineage: Eukaryota; Viridiplantae; Streptophyta; Magnoliopsida; Malpighiales; Euphorbiaceae
Product: cation/H(+) antiporter 3-like
Exons: 3
Coding region: 1-2364 (787 amino acids)
Biological process (GO): regulation of pH; proton transmembrane transport
Cellular component (GO): endomembrane system; membrane
Molecular function (GO): antiporter activity
Source: RefSeq, a predicted model, not a curated record